This is a messenger RNA of Cynoglossus semilaevis (tongue sole), 1555 nucleotides long. It is a transcript of the gene taf11, whose product is annotated as TAF11 RNA polymerase II, TATA box binding protein (TBP)-associated factor. Gene Ontology annotation, cellular component: transcription factor TFIID complex; nucleus. Gene Ontology annotation, biological process: RNA polymerase II preinitiation complex assembly; transcription initiation at RNA polymerase II promoter. NCBI's taxonomy places the organism in Eukaryota, Metazoa, Chordata, Actinopteri, Pleuronectiformes, Cynoglossidae. Bases 287 to 901 code for a protein of 204 amino acids. Gene Ontology annotation, molecular function: RNA polymerase II general transcription initiation factor activity; protein heterodimerization activity. The transcript is spliced from 6 exons. The record is from RefSeq and is a predicted model, not a curated record.
UGCAUCGUACUUGUAUAAACCGGAACCGGAAAUCCACGCUCGGCGUUACCCGACUGUUAGCAUUUUUGGUAUUAUGCAUUCAAGACAGGCUAAGCUCGUUUAUCUCAAGUAGAUUACUAGUCGUUAUUUGUUUACAAUACGUAUAAUUUCAUGCGAAGGGUUUCAUAUCGCGCUGCAUCAAAGAUUUACAGGUAAUACUAGUAACAUUUUGUUUGAGCCUACGUUAGCUUAGCUUUCGCUUUGUCGAGGCAGUGCUACAGUUUUCGUUGGCGUGAACUGAGUUACCAUGGCAGACCCUGCUCGAAUUAAAACUGAUGACACUUGUGAGAAAACAACCACAGCCACGGAGGAGCCCAAGCCAGAAGAAACAGAUGAUGUUUCUGCCACAGCAAAGCCCACACAAGAAAACAAAGAAGCGCCUUCUCAGGACCAGCCCAGACAGGAUGUUAAACCCGAAACAGCUGCUCAUGAGGAUGAGGAGGAAGGAACAUCAGGCCAGUCUGCUUGCAAGAGGCUGAAGGUGGAACCAGAGAAGAAGAAAGAGAAACGACAAAAGGUUGAUGAGGACGAAAUUCAAAAAAUGCAAGUUCUCGUGUCGUCUUUUUCUGAGGAGCAGCUAAAUCGUUACGAGAUGUACCGGCGUUCUGCUUUCCCUAAAGCUGCUAUCAAAAGGUUGAUCCAGUCCAUUACGGGAUCAUCAGUUUCUCAGAACGUCGUCAUUGCCAUGUCGGGUAUCUCCAAAGUUUUUGCUGGGGAAAUCGUAGAGGAAGCAUUGGAUGUUUGUGAAAAGUGGGGCGACACACCACCUCUCCAGCCCAAACACAUGAGAGAAGCAGUGAGGAGGCUGAAGAGUCGAGAUCAGAUCCCCAACACAAAGUACAAGAACAUUCUUUUUCACUGACGAGGAUGAUGGAGUGGGAUGUGGUCAGGAAACCACAAUGACCAACCUGGGACUGUCUUGAAUUCAACCACCUGAAAAUGUUCACCAACAGGAAACAGAUCUGCUGGACAUCCACAGAUGACAUGAAGUAUCCAGGUGCUUCUCAGUGGUUUAGGAAUUCGUGGACUGAUGUUUUUCUUUUGUUAUUUAGCCAUAGAUAUUUAAUAAGUAGUUCAUUUUGUAAAUUGUGUUUAGUAUCCAAAAUUAUGUUUAUAAAAAUAAAACUCCAAAAACACCUGUUGACAUAAAUGGAUGAGUUUAAGUGAUUAGAAGUUGAUUCAAAAAUCUAAUGAAACACCAGGGGGCGAUAUAUGCCCACCAGACAAAGUCAGAAAAUCAAUAACAUCAUUAAGAAACAAAGCUCUUUACAACAUUAAAAACAUUUUUUUGGUUGUUUAAUUUUCAAAGACUCACCAGGAAGUGUUCUGCAACUCAUGGUUUAUUCUUUUACAUUUUAAAAUAUUCUCCAUGUUAGCGUUUGGUUCACAGAACCAGUUCAAAUGUUAGUCUUAAUGAAGUGGUAAAGACGAUACAAAAUUCCAUGUAGUUCUACAGGAUUAACAAAAAUAACAAAAAAAAAACAGUCCACAUACACUGCCACAUCUGCACCACGGG